Molecule: messenger RNA, 2758 nt
Organism: Lactuca saligna
Lineage: Eukaryota; Viridiplantae; Streptophyta; Magnoliopsida; Asterales; Asteraceae
Source: the annotation of a GenBank genome assembly
AUGGAAGACGACCGCCGUGUCGGAGAUCUUGUCCGGGAAUUAGUCCACCGUCUGCAUAACAAUUCUUCUUCUUCACUUUCAAACUCAAAACCUAACCCUAGCAAUGUCAAGUACGCCACUCGCAUUUUAUCCAGCCGAAUGACGCCAUCGAUCGCCGCCGACGAAGCCGCUAUGGCGUAUUCUAUCAAAAGCCAACUCGUUAAACAAGGUAAACUGUCUGAUGCCUUAUCGUUUGCAGAUCUCUAUUCUAAAUUCGCUUCUAAAAAUGGCCCUGGUAGUGUUAACAAUAAGUGGGCCGUCCUUUAUUUGCUCAAAGUCAUUUCCGAAGAUCGUAAAAGUAACCUUAAACUUCAAAGCGAUUCGAGCUUUUCUGGUGGACUCCCAACGUUAUUUGAGCCUGAAACUAAUGGACAUCUUGCUAGGGUUACAAAGGAUAGUUCUGGUUUUUCACGUUUAGGGAAAAAUCUAGAUGAUGAUGGGAACGAUGAUGCGGUUUCUAAUGAUAAUGUAAACGGUUUGCGUCAUAGUAAUUCAACAAAGUUCAACAAUGGUGGCGUUCUAUUGGUUUCAAAAGAUCCCGAGAAUCUGCGAGAUAUAGCGUAUAGGGAGUUUGCUGUGAUAGUGAAGGAAGAGAAUGAUGUUUCAGAGGAGGUUUUGGUGAGAGAUGUGUUGUAUGCUUGUCAAGGAAUCGAUGGGAAGUAUGUGAAAUUCAAUGAAACCAUUGAUGGAUAUGCAUUACUGGAUUCAAUUAGGGUUCCAAAGCCUACCAAAAUCAUGAUCCGUAAGCUCUGUGAGCUUGGCUGGUUGUUCAAAAAGGUAAAAGGCUACAUCUCAGAGAGUAUGUACAAGUUCCAAGAUGAAGAUGUUGGAACAGUAGCUCAAGCAUUCUGUGCAGCAUUACAAGAUGAGCUUUCUGAGUACUAUAAACUACUAGCUGUACUCCAAUCACAAUCAAUGAAUCCAAUCCCUUUAGUUUCAGACAACGCAACCUCAGGCAACUAUCUUUCUCUCAGAAGACUUUCAGUCUGGUUUGCAGAGCCAAUGGUGAAGAUGCGCCUAAUGGCUGUUCUUGUAGACAGCUGUAAAGCUCUCAAGGGUGGAGCCAUGGCUGGAGCAAUCCACAUGCACGCCCAACAUGGUGACCCUCUUCUCCAUGGUUUCAUGAAACGAUUACUUCGCAGAGUAUGUUCUCCUCUUUUCGAAAUGGUAAGAAGUUGGGUCUUAGAAGGUGAGCUUGAAGACAUCUUUUCUGAGUUCUUUGUUCUUGGACAAUCUGUAAAAGCAGAAUCUUUAUGGAGAGAAGGUUAUAAACUCCAUCCUGCAAUGCUUCCUUCUUUCAUCUCUCAAUCUCUCGCACGCCGCAUACUAAGAACAGGUAAAUCCAUCAACUUUCUUAGGGUUUGCUGUGAGGAUAGAACCUGGGCAGAUGCAGCAACACAAGCUGCAGCUGCUACAGGGACUACAACAAGAAGAGGAGGUCUAGGAUAUGGCGAAACAGAUGCACUAGAAUCUUUAGUCACAGAAGCAGCAAAAAGAAUCGAUAAACACUUAAUGGAUGUUGUUUACAACCGUUAUAGAUUCAAAGAACAUUGUCUUGCUAUCAAACGAUAUCUCUUAUUAGGUCAAGGUGAUUUUGUUCAGUACUUAAUGGACAUAGUGGGGCCCGAGCUUUCCGAGCCUGCUAACACUAUAAGCUCUUUCAAACUCUCCGGGCUUUUAGAAAGUGCAAUUAGGUCAUCAAACGCGCAAUAUGAUGACCCUGAUGUUUUAGAUAGAUUACGUGUGAAAAUGAUGCCACAUAGUAGUGGAGAUAGAGGGUGGGAUGUGUUUUCUUUGGAUUAUGAUGCGAGAAUUCCUUUAAAUACAGUAUUUACAGGCUCUAUAAUGGCAAAAUACCUUAGAAUUUUUAAUUUUUUAUGGAAGCUUAGAAGGGUGGAACACGCGCUUAUUGGUGCAUGGAAGACAAUGAAACCGAAUUUGAUUACUUCUCAUUUCUUCACGAAGCUACCGAAGGCUGUUAAGUUUCGGUUGAUUUUGACUUCAAGAAGGUGUCAAGUUUUGUGGAAUGAAAUGAAUCAUUUUCUUACUAAUUUGCAGUAUUAUAUAAUGUUUGAGGUGUUGGAGGUUUCAUGGGCUAAUUUUUCUGAUGAAAUGGAAGCAGCUAAAGAUCUUGAUGACCUUCUUGCAGCUCAUGAUAAGUAUCUUCAUUCGAUUGUUGAGAAGUCUCUUCUUGAUCGACUUUAUGAAGGAAUUUAUGAAUUUCAAGCAAGGACAAUGGAGGAUAAGAAGAUGGAGGGUGUGAAACAUUCUAGAAGCAAGAAGAACAUGGAUUCUGAUUCAUGGGAAAGUGAAGGGAGGAAAGCGAUAACACAACGUGCGGGUGAUUUUCUGAAAAACACAGGACAAGAUAUUGAUGGGGUUUCAAAGGAAUAUUCUUUGCUUUUCAAAGGGUUUCUUUCUCAAUUGCCUGUGCAACAACAUAUUGAUUUGAAGUUUCUCAUGUUUCGCCUUGACUUUACUGAGUUUUAUGGGUUCCACGUGGCAUAUGAUAUUAUGGGGGGCAGACAUGAUGUAACCUUUUUGUAUAUCAUUUCUUUUAGAUUGGAUUAGUUUGUGGGGACCACAGAAGGAGAAUGUGGGUGGAUUCAAGGUAUGUUGCUGAUGAUCUUUUAACUGUUGUGUAAUAUGGUUUUUUGUCAUUUGUGUUGGGUUGACUAAGAGUGAUGGGUGUUUUUUUUUUUUGGCCAAUUUUUGUCUU